UUGUUUUUUUUCUUCAUUAUAGUUUGUGGCGUUUUUCUGAUUUUCAUUAAAUUUUUCGUUUCAUAGCUGUGCUGCUGCUCCUAUGUUCAGUCUGAAGAGAAUUAUCGACACGACAAGUGGUGAAUUGUAAUUCCAUUCGACUGUGGUGAAGUGUUGCUUUCAAUUUCGAAAUAACGCCUCUACGCUUAACUUCACAAGCAUUCUGAGAUUUCCUCAAAAAAACAUUAGAGGCUAGCAUCAAUAACCUCAUUAUUGAAAAGUGCACUCCAUUUCAUGGUGAAUAGUAAUUUUGACCGAGCACCACAAUGGCUGAAGCCGAAGGAGGUUCCGAGCAGGAUGAUGUUUCAUUUCUGCGAACGGAAGAUAUGGUUUGUCUCUCAUGUACCGCAACUGGUGAACGCGUCUGUUUAGCAGCCGAAGGAUUUGGUAAUCGUCAUUGUUUUUUGGAAAAUAUAGCGGAUAAAAAUAUUCCGCCAGAUCUAUCCCAAUGCGUUUUCGUAAUUGAGCAGGCACUCUCAGUUCGAGCAUUGCAAGAAUUAGUAACUGCGUCUGGAUCAGAAACUCAAUUGAAACACAUAAAUUCAUAGUGCAUGAAACAAGCUGUAUAUGCAAGUAUAUUACAU
Bactrocera latifrons is the source of this 623-nucleotide messenger RNA. RefSeq names its product ryanodine receptor-like. Gene Ontology annotation, cellular component: sarcolemma; Z disc; sarcoplasmic reticulum membrane. The transcript has 4 exons. The record is from RefSeq and is a predicted model, not a curated record. Gene Ontology annotation, molecular function: ryanodine-sensitive calcium-release channel activity. NCBI's taxonomy places the organism in Eukaryota, Metazoa, Arthropoda, Insecta, Diptera, Tephritidae. Gene Ontology annotation, biological process: calcium ion transport. Bases 306 to 587 code for a protein of 93 amino acids.